AUAACCGAACUUCGAAUUAUCGAAACUUCGGAUACACGAGGCUUCGGAUAAUCGAGUCUGGACUGUAUUAGCUAUGUUCCCAUAGUUUUAUUUUUAUUUUAUUUUUUUGUAACAAGUCGAACUACCAAAACCAAAAAAUGAACAUUUCUAAUAAUUAUAGAGACAUUUUUUUUAAAUUACCUUAACCUUAAUCGAAUAAAAUAUAAAAAUUCGACAAAACCAUUAGAAACCUCGCCUCAACACACAUUUCGAUUUCAAAUCUGUCCAAAUGAUAGUUAACCGCAUGCGCUUUUCAACGCACAUGUCUUGCCUUGGAAACCGACAUUUGUUUAUCGGCGUUUUUUAAUACGACGCUCGUUUUCAAUCUUUCUGUCGCGAAAAAAUGUCCAGCGGUCUGGAAGUCGAGCGAAAACGAUCCGAAUCUUCCGAAAGCGACGAUGGCAGCGAGUACACGAUCGCUUCGACGAACGAUUCGUUCAGCUGUGCCAGCACGAGACCGCGCCCAAAGUUUAACGAGAUCGAAAGCGCCAUCAUCAACUCGGUGAUCGAGGAAACGAUCUUCAAGCUGAUCAUCGUCAACAUGGAGGACGAUCAGGGCAGUACGCCGAUCGCGAAGAAACCUCCGAUGCACGUGCGGUUCGAUCCGAGCUACAAGAACAAGAACGAAAACCAGUCGAUGGUGGUCGCGAUGGGAAUGAUGAUACUGGUCAAGCUGAAGAACGACAUAUCAAAUCUGCGCAAGCUGCUGUCGGACACGCACGUGGAGAUGGCCGAGUACGGAACGUUCGAAACGCUGCAAACCUUCAUGGACAACGACAUCCAGAGCGAAAAGGAGGAACACCAGCUGAUCCGGGACAGCAUCCUAAACGACAAGAAGCUGAAGGUGCUGCAAGCCCGGCUGGACGGAGAAACGAAGGAAAAGCGGAGUCUGCUGAAGCAGCUGGAUGACGAGAUCUUCGACUUGGAAACACGGGCCCAGGAAACCAAGGUGGAAAACGACGUCAAGUCACGGCUGGUGCAAAAGUGGGAAGCCACCCGGCACGAGCAGGCCCAGUUUGUGAUCGAGAACAAGGAGAAUGGGCUGCUGAGCAGUUCGAAAAAGACGAGGGAUGAUAUUGAUCGCGAGUUGAGGCUGAAGAGUGAAAUCGAUGUUUACAUUAACUACUGUAUCGAUCAGAUCAACGACAAGAUCUCGUUCUGGACGGACAAGUAUCAGCGGGAGGUGAAGGCAUUCGAUGCGGAUAUUGCGCGCCAUCGUGAUCAUACUGCUGAACUCAAGGUAAAGUACGAGGAGAUGGUAAUUCUGUACAAGCACCGCGAAAAGGAGAUCAAAAUCUGCGCCGAGUCGCGCAAGGAGCGCGAAAAGCAGAUGGCCUUCGCCGACAUGCAGCUCCGGUCCGCCAUCAAGAUUCAGGCCUGGUGGCGCGGCACCAUGGUCCGCAAGGGACUGGGGCCGUUCAAGAAGAAGAAGAAAUCCAAACCACCGAAGGCGUCCAAAAAGGGCAAAAAGGGAAAGUAGAAUUUUAAGAGCGGGCAUUUCUUUUGUGUUCUACGGAAUAAGUGUGUGUCGAUUUGAUUUUGUUUUUUAUUAAAAAGUGUGUAUUUUAGCGCUAACACAGUCCAAUAUGUUAUUCGAUAGAACGGCAGUCAGAUCUGUAUUUUUUCCGGCCAUGUUUGCGCUAUUUGCUGUCUACAUGUAUUAUGCGCGAUCAAUGUACAAUAUAUAGCUUUUUGAUUACCGCCAAAUCAAUGUAAAAUCUUGUUUAUUCCUCUACUUUCUCUUUAAAAUAUAAAUAACUGUUUUAUAUUCGUCAUCUGUUUUCCAUAUUUCUUUCUUUUCUUUAGCAAUAUAUAAGUGUAGAAAAUAAUUUAAUAAAUAUUUGAUCCGUUUGUUGGAUACGUUGUCGUUCGCACACCUAGUUUUUGUGUUGUCAUCUUCUGUUCAGUACGUUCAAUGCAGAAUGUUAAACUGGAAAGUUGCAUCUCUGCUAAGAUUUGGUUGGUGUGUUUGUGUUUUAUAUUUACGAAGGGUGGCUAAGUAGUGCAACGAGCAAAAUAAAAACAAAAAUAAAAUUCACAAAUUCAUUAUUCAGCGUAGUUUUUGUUGUUGUUGUAUAAAUCACAAUUCAGUAUUCAGUUUAUGUUACAGUUGUUUUUUUCUCGAGGGUUGCUUUAGAGGAUAUCUGUUUUUUUUUUUUUUUCAGAUAAUCAUAAGACUGGGCCUCACUGCUAUUUGUGGGAUUAUUUUGUUUCAUUUUGGCUAAGUUUGGGUUGUUGUUUUUUCAACAAUUGUAGAUUUUGUAGACUAUAGUCAGAGCCGUACCUUGGCUCCACGGCGCCCUUGGCGAAGCAUCAAUUUGGCGCCCCACCCAAAAUUACAAGCAUUUUGAUAAACUGAUGUUAUUUUUCAAUGAUUGCUUCAAUGAGUUUUGAUUGUAUAAUUGCAAUUGGAGACCUUGUGAUGGUUAAAAUCAGAAACACAGUAUUUUUAUUGUUUUGUUUUUCAAAUUGAUUUGAGAUAGGUUGAAUUGAAAAUUUAUUGGAGGAAUUAAGUUGGCUGAAUAUUUUCUCAGAUUUCAUAAAAUCGAUAAUAAUAGCACGGUUUUAUUUUUCUUAAUUUAUUUUUCUGAUAAAUGCACAGAAUUGAAUACUCAAUCCUGAUGAGUUUUCAUUUCGGUGUAAUUAGAUAAAGAAAAAUCCUUCUUCAAAAUUAUAAAAAUAAUAAGUAUAAUUUUUCAACAUGCAGCGGCAGAACCAAAUUCCGUCAUAAUCAAUUAAUGAUCAUUCAAAAUCUAGCGCAAUUCAUGAUGAAACUUAUUUUGAUGAUAAUAAUAAUAGCAUUAUAUUUGGUGAAAAAUAUGAAGAUAAGUAAUUUUUAUUAUUUUUUAUAGAUUCGCCCAUACUGGGCGUCUGGGUGUGGGUCUCGUGGCGCAGGGGUAGCGGCUUCGGCUGCCGAUCCCGAUGAUGCUAUGAGACGCGGGUUCGAUUCCCGCCUUAUCCACUGAGCUUCUAUCGGAUGGUGAAGUAAAACGUCGGUCCCGGUUUCUCCUGUCUCGUCAGAGGCGCUGGAGCAGAAAUCCCACGUUAGAGGAAGGCCAUGCCCCGGGGGGCGUAGUGCCAAUAGUUUCGUUUCGGGCGUCUGGAAUAUAUUUUAUGUUUUUUUGUAAAAUUAUGUUGUUCAUUGAUAUUUUUCAUUGAUAUUUUUUAAAUUUAUUUUU
Messenger RNA from Culex pipiens pallens (northern house mosquito), 3218 nucleotides. Its product is annotated as dynein regulatory complex protein 9-like. The record is from RefSeq and is a predicted model, not a curated record. The transcript has 5 exons. Gene Ontology annotation, cellular component: motile cilium; cytoplasm. NCBI's taxonomy places the organism in Eukaryota, Metazoa, Arthropoda, Insecta, Diptera, Culicidae. Gene Ontology annotation, biological process: cilium organization. The coding region runs from base 383 to 1519 and encodes 378 amino acids. Gene Ontology annotation, molecular function: protein binding.